AUGAACAACCACCAGCACCCAUUGUGGCAGUCCGUGGAUAUUACAAAUAAGAAGCAACAGCGCUGCUUCAGGAGCCCUACAAGUAGGACGAGUGGUGAGAUAAUUGGGCACUUGCUCCCUGGUACCAAGGCGCACUCUUUCGAUACUGAUCUCUACAAUCAGCAAGGUGAGUGCGUCGGUGUAUAUGCCGAGUCGCUAGGUCUUAAUGAAGCUGGGAGCGGGUUCAUGCGGGAGCUACUAUCAACAGCCAGUUCAGCUCCCAUCGGCAGAAGCAGGGCAGCAAAGCUCAUAAUACCACGCCUCCGGGGUUACAUUGUACGAGCCGACAUCAUUCCGCUACGCAUGGCCCAAUCUCCGAACAUGAUUCAAGCAACAUCCUUCGCGAAUCCCCAGCAAUGGUUUGCGGGAGAGUUGCUAACGGACUCUGAUUUCUGCCAACUCUCAAACGUCUUCCGUGCUGCAGCUGGAGGUGUCAUAAUUGAUGUUGGCGGGUUGGAACAUGACGAUGUGGCGGAAGCUCUGAAUACUUUCGAGAGAGAGAUCCGGAAUCGACUGUCAUUCCCAUGGAUACUAGAAGACCGAAGGCAGACCUUGGCAUUUGUGGCAACUAUCUACGCUAUCCCGGACACGGGGGUACAGGAUGCAAUUACUAUGCCUUCGCAAAGACCUUGGACAUUAACCUGGUGGUCCUGGAUGCUCCUGGUUGCUGGCUUGAAGAUCCACAGCAUGCAGGUCUACGAGGCGCUUUCCUUCCGUGUAACUUGUCGCGGGAUGCUGCGCUCUGUGAUUGAAUCGUCGAGGCUCUGA
Molecule: messenger RNA, 807 nt
Organism: Aspergillus lentulus
Lineage: Eukaryota; Fungi; Ascomycota; Eurotiomycetes; Eurotiales; Aspergillaceae
Source: RefSeq, a predicted model, not a curated record